This is a messenger RNA of Verticillium nonalfalfae, 1500 nucleotides long. RefSeq lists its product as uncharacterized. Lineage: Eukaryota; Fungi; Ascomycota; Sordariomycetes; Glomerellales; Plectosphaerellaceae. The record is from RefSeq and is a predicted model, not a curated record. The transcript has a single exon. Bases 1 to 1500 code for a protein of 499 amino acids. Gene Ontology annotation, molecular function: catalytic activity.
AUGUCUGCCUAUCUCUGUACCGUCGACGGCUUGGACAAGGCUGACCCUCGCGUUAAGAACAAGAUUCCAGGUACGCCCCUGACUUUGCUGCUGCUUAGUGUUAAGCCCUGGAUGAUUGACGUUUCACCAGACACAGAUCUGAACCAGGCACAAACAGUUCUCUACAGGCGUCUCUCGGCAAAUCUCUACGAGACCAAGACUCCCGGAGAGUUCUACCACAUUCAUGGCUCAUUAGACGCUAGUGCAACUCUCUGCAUGAUUGGCCUCCCGCCCUUCAACCCUCGUCUCCAGGACUACAGAGAGUGCAUCGAAACCAUCGAGUCCGCGGUCAGACGCUUUACAGUAGACGAGCUGGAAGAGAUGAAUCGAAAAGAGGCGCAAGCUGGCGUGCCGGUUCUCACGGCGGAACAAUUCCGUGCCACACCGCAAGGCCAGGCCCUCGCAGCGCUUCCCCCUUUUACCAUUCAACCCUUCGAGUCCUCCACCGCUCCCGCGCCGUUAGGCCAGCAAUGUCCUGUCAGUCCAGGGACCUCAUCUCUGAAUCAGUGUCUGCGUGGCAUUCGUGUUCUCGAACUAUGUCGAGUAAUCGCUGGCCCAACAAUCGGUCGCACUCUUGCAUCACAUGGCGCCUCUGUCUUAAAGGUCACAUCUCCCUACCUUCCCGAUGUUCCCUUUUUCCAAGUCGAUGUCAAUACCGGCAAACAUACUACUUCUCUCCACUUGCACGACCCAGUUCAACGCCUUGCCUUUGAGGCCCUCAUCGCCUCCGCCGAUGUCGUGCUGGACGGUUACCGCCCUGGAGUUCUGACUCGACUAGGCUAUGGCCCGGAUCGCCUUUCCAAGCUCGCUGCUGCUCGAGGCAAGGGCUACGUCUAUGUCGCGGAGGAUUGUUUUGGAGGCUCUGACACCCCAGUUGCCGAUCAAGCUGUCUGGUCUGAUCGGCCUGGCUGGCAACAAAUCGCCGAUUGUGUGACCGGCGUUGCCUGGGAGCAGGGUCGCUUCAUGGGCCUCAAUGAGCCUGUGGUGCCACCCUUUCCCAUGUCUGACUACGGUACCGGCGCUCUCGGUUGCGUCGCCGCCAUGGCAGGUCUCUACCGUCGCGCUACCGAAGGGGGCAGCUGGAUGUGUAGAACGAGUCUGUGCCAGUAUGACAUGUUUCUCCUUUCUCUGGGAGCACACAGCUUUGAAGUCCAGACUCGGUUGCGCAUGACGCAUGAUCCAGCGUUCUUUGAGUUGAGACAUCAUGAUUCCGUUGACGAAGUGGGCAAGCGGGCGUUGAAGAGUAUGAGAAAGGUGCGCCCGGCUCUCUUCGAGGACAGCAUGAUGCACACGGCCUGGAGCCAUGGAUUCAAUGCCGAGGUCAGGUGGCCGCGCGAGGCUCUGCAGGUCAAAGGUGUGGAUAUUGGACAUGUACGAGCUACGAGACCAAAUGGGUGCGACGAGGCCUCUUGGGAAGGAUGGGAAGAGCAGCCAAGUAUGGUGGCAGACUUGCGUCUGUGA